Messenger RNA from Haliotis rufescens (red abalone), 2565 nucleotides. RefSeq lists its product as uncharacterized. Gene Ontology annotation, cellular component: membrane; extracellular region. The record is from RefSeq and is a predicted model, not a curated record. Gene Ontology annotation, biological process: lipid transport; lipoprotein metabolic process. The transcript is spliced from 2 exons. Gene Ontology annotation, molecular function: lipid binding. Bases 57 to 1115 code for a protein of 352 amino acids. Lineage: Eukaryota; Metazoa; Mollusca; Gastropoda; Lepetellida; Haliotidae.
GAAUUUGCUUCAGCCUUACUCGGGAAAGGUAGCUUGCUAACAACCAGGAAACGCCCAUGUCAUGUGUUACCGGGGUGGACAGCAACAAACAUAUUGAUAACAGGCAGGGUGUUGGCUGGGAACACAGCGAUUUAUCUCGCACAAUGGCAAGCAAGCAUGAGAAGUUGCAGAGGUUGUCAGAUGCGUCUGAUAACUGUUUGGAGAAGCUGGACGUAGUCGUGGGGAAGCUGUAUGCCCUGGCGGACGAACUGGAUGUACAGCAGAAGAAGAUGGACAUCGCAAAGAUUAGCUUCGCAAGCUCUGGAUUAGUUGGAGGGGGUCUCGCCAUUGCAGGUUUCGGUCUAUCCUUUGUCACAUUUGGAGCGUCUCUGAUCCUAACGGCUGUGGGAACAGGCAUCGCUGUGGCUAGCGGUGCUGGGGGAAUCGCUACAACAAUUGCUGAGAAAAUCGUUAAAAGUAACAGAGUCAAAGAAGCUAAGGAAGCGGUGCGAGAGUAUUCCUCUGCCCUAGCAGACUUUGUGCUCGUUCUGGAAGUAUUCAGUGACGCCUUGACACACGAAGAACAGACCCGGAUGCUUGAUAUCCUGCAGUCAUCCUCUAUUGAUGGAGCUUCAUCUGAGGAUCUAUUCAGUGACGUGCAGGAUAAUUCCAUGGCCAUUGGUGCCUAUAUGAAAGCUCACAAAAUUCUCAAAGCGGCCAAAAUUGUUGAUGCCACAGUUGGUGCUAUAGAGAUUGGGGCUAAAACAGGCCUCCACGCCAGUGCCAAGGCUGGCCAGGCGGCUGCUGAUAUCGGCGGAGAGGUGUUCACAGCUGGAAAGGAGGCAUUCCGAGCUCUGGGCACUGCCGCGAAAGUCAUCAAGGUGGGAGGGGUAGUCUUGUCAGGAGUUGGUGUCAUCGUUGACGUCGGUGCUAUUAUAUACUACGGCAUCAAAAUACGUAAACGUAAGCCAUCCGAGAUUGCACAAAUGAUUCGCAAAGUUGCCAGAUCCUUGGAAGACAAGGAUGAAGCACUGGAGCAAGAGGUCGCGUUUGAGAAAGAUGAGGAGCGACUGUCCAGGGAGGUGGAGACCAAGAUGGGCCUUGAAGGUCAUGACGAGGUGAAGGUCGUGGAAUAAUGUCACUGAGUUGUAUAUCCCAUCCAACGCCUUGUGCUGGUUUUGUGAAAGAACGUUGUGAUUAUUGUAGAUAGUGAACAUUAAAUAUUAAACCGAGUAUGAUUUGCAUCAUCUAUUGCACAAGUAUAAUACAUUCCUUAUUUUUCACAAAGUAUGCUGAAACAGGCGCUCUUUGUAUUUGCUUCUUGUCUAACACCCACUACCAACUAAAAUGCGCGUCAAUGAUGUAGCGUUGUUGUUCGGUAUAAACUCAGUACAAAAGGUCCUUUUCAAAACUAGGUGCAUGCUUGAAGUAUUUGUAGUAAAAUCCUUUAAGGGCUUGUUGCGGCAAGUUUGAUCAAAUUGAUUGUUCAUUGUUCUCUCAACAGCUGCCACAAUCCAGUCUCUACUAAAAUGUCGGGGUGAAUGAAAUACCACAUGAGUUCAAUAUUUCUUCAACACAGCUAAGCCAUUGACAAAUCAGCUUUCACAAGAUUAAAUAUAACUUGUGAUAGCUUAGGGGGUUUACGUGGGUUAUGUAAUUUAUGCCAAAAGCUGUCUUUUACUAACUUGUAUAUUGAAUGGGACCCGUCCAAGUUCACCAUAUCUACAAAACUUCGGGGUUGAUGUCGUCAGACCAGAAGCAAUAUUUACAACUUGUAAAUGGAUUCUGUCAAUAGCUUCAGCUUUUUCAUAUCCCCAUACUUGGGAUCCAUACAGUAGUAUGGGAGUCACCAUAACGUCGAAUGCUUUAAAUGGACAGUCAAAGGAUAGAUUGAGGUUUCUCGUUUUUUUGUGAGUAAACGAAACAUUGUGCAUUAGUUCCGUUCUGGAACACACUGACAAUGAAUCUACAUAGCUGUUUCAUAACGGCUUGCACCAAUGUAUAAACAGUUUGAGCAAAAAGUACCUUGACAGUUCUUUUGUACAACUUUCAUGAAAUGUUUUCAUUCAAUGCUUAAUUAAUUACACUUAAAAGUAAUUUUAACAAUAUCUAUUCGUGCUUCCAUAAACACGUCGUAACUAUUAGUGCAGUCAUUAUGCAAAAAGGUCAAGUGUUAAAAAACAUUCAUGCAUUAUCAACAAACGUUUAACAUUGACUAGUUUUAUCAAUGUGAAUUAUGAUUUGGGAAUUAUGAUAAACUAUGACUGAUCUCUUGGAAUUCUCUCAACAUUGUGAUAUGUUUACCGCUAUUGUAUAUCAGCGUUAUCCAUUACUUUUACAAUUACCUAAACAUAGGGAUGAUGUAUGUCACUCACAUCUAUGUAUCACUUCCUUUUUGCAAAAAGGUUUCCGAUUUAAUUUUAAAGUAAAUCUUUGUAUAUGUUCCUCUUUGUACUGUCCUUCGACAAACAAUGUAGACAAUAUAGAUGUUGAUAUGUUCAAGUCACAACAUGGCUUAACUAUUGCCAGCGUCAGUCAGUUAGCCAUACACACACACGCACAAACACGCACAGACACAGACACACA